AUGCCACCGACGAAACGACCUUUGGCGCAAGCCGACACGAACGUGAUUCUGCCACCGAAGAAGAAACAUAAGGAGAAGCAUGUUACACUUAGUGAUCACGCAUCGAAAAGUAAGGGAGAGUUGGUGGAGAUGUUGAAGGAGAGAUCCAUGCCGAGUAACAGGACGAAGAACGUCUUAAUCCAGAGGCUGAGAGAUAAUGAUGGACAUGUCGCGCCCAUGGAUUCAGGAAAGGCAGAGCGCAGGAAGUCUGCGAGGAUAGAUGCUGCAGAGCAAAGUGCGAAGAUAACGGAAAGGCGCGAGGAAGGCUUGAAAGAUCUAUGGACUGUCAAGAAUAAGGCAUUGACUUCUCCGAGUGCGCCAAUCGCCGAGAAGGCUUCCGCGAAAUCUUCGAGAAACGCGGCCGCAGUUCCCUCACAAAGCUCGCAUGGGCAUCGAAUCAAUUAUAGAACAAAGGAUAAUAGUAAAUUAAGGGCAUUGUUACGCGAUUGGCGAGUGAUGCAGCCGGAGGAGGUGGAGAGUAUGGACAGGAUGGCGAUGAUCGAGAGGCUUGAGAGACAUGAGAUGAGGGGUUACGGAGAUGAUUAUGAGAGUUUAACCUGUGAUCAACUCUCGACACUAUUGAGUGCGCGGAUGCUUCCAUGUAGUGGAGUUACGAAAGCGGCGCGAAUUGAACGAUUGAGAUACGAUGAUGCUUUGGAUCGAGACAAUGGGAAUCUGGAAGAAUACAGUCUGUACACUCAUCUUGUGAUUUGUCAAAAUGAGAUACUGAGAUAUGAACAACUGAUGAAUUGGGUUGAAGGCGAGGAAGGGGAAAAAUUAUACCAAGAUUUGGAAGUGGCGGAUUUGAAAUCCCUAAUGGAUUUGAGGCAACAAGGAAGAAAGAUAAAAGUUGUUUGUGAAGAUUCUGAGUUAAUUGGAUGGUUGGAGGCGGAUGACCAAAAGCUGGCGCGGAAGAAAAAAGUCGAGAUAUCUACGCUUAUGGGAUCCGAAGUUCCUGCGGAGCUGGAACGAUGGGAAAAGAAACUUGCGGAUACGAGAAUGGAUUUAGAGAGUAGGAUAGGCCAUUCACUCCCAGCGGAGGUACCAAUACAUGAAUCGUCAAAAUACGAUGUUCCUGUUGUUACGAAGAAAACUGGGGACCGAGGAGCCUUGGAUUAUGAUCCUAAAAAGACGAAUUGGGGCCUAUUCAGAUAUGGAACAAAGGAUGCGAUGAUCAAAUGGCUUGAGACUGGGAUCCUUGAGUAUGAAGAUAUGCACCUUGAGUCGCUUAGAGAACAGUGCUGGAAGCGCUUAGUGCCGCAAUACAGUAAUGAUGAUAAGGCAGCUUUGAUAGAAAGACUCAAACUUUUGGAUAAACAUAUCAAGGAUAGCGAGGAGAGCUCCGCAAGGGAGACAAGCGAAACUACCGAAGCCGAAAAUAUUGAGGAAGGCAGUGUUGAGCAGGCUGACGAGAUUGUUCCGGUUGCAGAGCCAUCAACAAUUGGCACCGUGUCUAGUGACUCGCCAUAUGCUAAGAAAGACAAUAGCAUGCUUCGAGUUUUGCUACGAGAUCGACACCUUCAAAUCUCGGGUACACGGGAAGAAAUGAUUAAUCGCUUAGAAACUUCUCCAUACAACUACGAAUCCUACACUUCUGAAGAACUUUCCCUCAUACUCAAAGAUCGCCACCUAACUAACGCGAGUCACGGAAGCAAAGAAAGCAAAAUCGAGCGACUCAAGAACAGCGACGAGGCUUUCUAUGAUUCCGCCAACCUCGAAGACACGCAAUUGUAUGUGCAAUUGAACCUUGGGGAGAGAUUUAUCAAAGAUAAGGAACAAGCUUUAAAGGCUUUAUCUGAUCCAAACAUAUCAUAUGAGAAAUUAGACUCCAGCGCUCUCCGUGAGCUUGCAUCUGCUUUGGGUUUAUCUCCGCACAGUGGAGAGAAGACGGUGAUUAAAAAACUCCACGCGAAUGAUCAGAAAUCAACAUUGGAAGGUAAAGAUAACACCGCUAUGCGUGAUGCUAUCGAUGAAUUGACCGCAUCUCUCAAAACCCGCAAAGAGGAAUAUAACAAAGCGAAAGAAGAGCUAGAGAAAAGCAUAGGACAUCCUGUUCUAGAUAUCGCAAUUGUGAUGGGACGAUAUAAUGCUAUAAUGAGACGCGACCAUGAAAUAGUCAACAGUUAUCAGCCAAUACAUAAACCAGGGCCAAUCUGCGACUAUGAUUGGAAAGACUCUCACUGGGCUGGAAAGACCGAGAGGGAACUGAGAGACAUGUGCCUGAGACAGGGCAUGGAGGGUUGGGGCACUAAGGCUACUUGCAUCAAAUGGCUCGAGACGGGGUCGGUAGAGUAUGAGGAUUUAUCGGCAACGAGUCUCGAGAUAAUGUGCAGAAAACGUGGGAUCAAAUUCAAGUCAGGCACAAAAAGACUGGAUUUAGCGAUGAAACUUGGGGAGACUGCCGAGAAAGAGGCUGCGUAUCGAGAAUCGGAGAUUAUGGCACUGAAGAAAAUGUGUAAGGAACGCGGCAUGAAGACCACGAGUGGUGAGACAAAACAGGACUUGACAACAAAGCUUAGAGUAGCUGACGAGAAUACCGGGCGGGGAUAG
Molecule: messenger RNA, 2589 nt
Organism: Botrytis sinoallii
Lineage: Eukaryota; Fungi; Ascomycota; Leotiomycetes; Helotiales; Sclerotiniaceae
Exons: 2
Coding region: 1-2589 (862 amino acids)
Source: RefSeq, a predicted model, not a curated record